AAUAUGGCAUAUGAAUUAUAAAUUUGGGCAUUGUAAACUUUGGGUGUUAAGCUCACACUUGCACCACAUUAUCCCUAAAACAAGAACAUCAGAUCGAGAUGAAGGAUUGCAAUGUCCUCUUAGUGAUGUAUCCGGCGCAAGGCCAAAUCAAUCCGUGUCUACAAUUCGCAAAGCGCCUUGUGAGAUUGGGAGUUAAGGUCACCUUCUUGACAAGUAUCUCCGUCGUCAAUCGCAUGCCGGAACCGCCGUCCAUUCACGGGGUAGACUUCGCCACCUUCUCCGACGGGUGCGACGCCGGGUUCAAGGGCUCCGACGAGGAGUACCUCGAGUUCAACGCUUCUUUAAGGGCAAAAGGGUCCAAAGCAAUUUCAGAUCUCCUCACGGCUAAACUCCAAGAAGGGUCCCCAAUCGUUCAAGUUAUAUACACCACGUUUAUGCCGUGGGUGGGCUUAUUGGCCCAAAGUCUUGGAGUGCCCAGCACGGUUCUUUGGAUUCAACCCGCCGCCAUUUUCGACAUUUUUUACUACUAUUUCACGGGGUACGAGGAGAGGUUCAGAGGUGAUGAUAUUGGAGUGGUUGAGCUUCCAGGGUUGAUGCCGCUAACUGCGAGGGAGAUCCCUUCCUUUUUGCUCCCUACGGCUUCUAGCGCUACUGAUUUUAUGAUAGCUCAAUCCAUGAAAGACCAUAUUGAGCUGAUUAAGAAAGAGAGACCCAAGGUUCUUGUGAACACUUUUGAUGCGUUGGAGUUUGAGGCUUUGAGGGUUAUAGAGAAGGUUGGGUUGGUAGGAAUUGGCCCCUUGGUUCCUUCUGCCUACUUGGAUGGGGAAGAUCCUUGUGACACUUCGUUUGGGGGUGACAUGAGAAAGAAGAGUAAUGGUUAUGUGGAGUGGUUGGAUUCUAAGGCUAAAGGUAGUGUGAUUUACGUAGCGUUUGGUAGUUACUCUGAGUUACCUGAUGAAAUGAUGGAGGAAAUUGCGCGAGGACUAGUUGAAACGAGAAGACCGUUUUUGUGGGUGAUUAGGGAGGGAGGGAAUGACCAAAAGCCGGAGGAGAAGUUGAGUUGCAAGGCAGAUCUGGAAAAGCAAGGGAAAAUAGUGCGUUGGGGCAAUCAAGUCGAGGUUUUGCAACACUCUAGCGUGGGAUGUUUUGUGAGUCACUGUGGAUGGAAUUCAACUUUAGAGGCUUUGACUUCUGGGGUCCCUAUGGUGGGGUGCCCACUUUGGACGGAUCAAUGGUGUAACUCUAAGUUCAUUCAAGAUGUCUGGAAGACCGGGAUUAGAGUGGAUGUGAAUGAGAAAGGCAUUAUUGAAGCUAAUGGAUUGAAGAAGGCCAUAGAAUGCAUAAUGGGUGAAGAGGAGACAGGACAAGGCUUGAGAAAUAAUGCUACAAAAUUCAAGGCUUUAGCUAAGGAAGCAAUGAGAGAAAAUGGCUCAUCUUAUGUCAACCUCAAGGCAUAUGUGGAUGAGGUGUUACUUGGUCAUGGGCAAGAAUAAUAUUCUACGGAGUAUAUCUUUUAAAUUUGAACUAUUUGUAGUUGUUUUAAUAAACAUGUGCUAUAUAUUAUUUAAAAAGUUACAAAAAUAUCACUGUGAGUGUUUUAUUAGUAUCUCUUUUUUCAAACAAGAUGUGACAAUAGUCUAAUAUAAUUUUUAUCAUCUAAAAUCUACUAGUUGUGGUUUUUUAUCGA
This is a messenger RNA of Ipomoea triloba (trilobed morning glory), 1687 nucleotides long. Its product is annotated as crocetin glucosyltransferase, chloroplastic-like. Lineage: Eukaryota; Viridiplantae; Streptophyta; Magnoliopsida; Solanales; Convolvulaceae. Bases 99 to 1493 code for a protein of 464 amino acids. The record is from RefSeq and is a predicted model, not a curated record. Gene Ontology annotation, molecular function: UDP-glycosyltransferase activity. The transcript has a single exon.